AUGCUCUCUUCGCUCAUUAAGCUCUUGGCUUUCGCCACUUCGGUGAAUGCCCAUGGGUAUCUUAGUUCUCCAAUGAGUCGGACGGGACUAAACGCCCAGGCUGGAGUAGACACUUGCCCUGAAUGCACAAUCCUGGAACCGGUCACUGCAUGGCCUGAUCUUGAUGCUGCUCAAGUGGGUCGCAGUGGACCUUGCGGAUAUAACGCACGAGUUAGCGUAGAUUACAACCAGCCCGGUCCACGCUGGGGAUCGCAGCCAGUAAUCACAUACAAUGCUGGCGAUGUUGUCGAUGUACAGUGGUGUCUCGACAACAACGGUGACCAUGGAGGAAUGUUCACUUACCGAAUCUGCCAGGACCAAGCUCUGGUGGACAAGUUCCUCGAUCCAUCAUACCUGCCUACGGACGCAGAGAAGCAGGCCGCCGAGGACUGCUUUAGGGCCGGAGAGCUCAAAUGUACCGACGUGCCUGGCCAAACGUGCGACUACAAUGCCGAUUGCACGUCCGGUCAAGCAUGCUGGCGGAACGACUGGUUCACCUGCAAAGGCUUCCAGGACACCAAGUGCCGGGGUGUGGAUAACGCGCCGCUCAACUCGUGCUACACGAGCAUUGCCGGAGGUUACACCGUUAGCUCGAAGAUCAAGAUUCCGAACUACAAGUCUAAUCACACGCUGCUUUCUUUCAAGUGGAACUCGUUCCAGACGCCGCAGGUGUACUUGACGUGUGCCGAUAUCGCUAUUGUUGGGUCAGGAAGCUCGAACCCGGCAUCAAGUUCAACCCAAGCAACCACUGCAACCGCAACAGCAAGCAAAACAUCCUCGACGAUAGCUUCAACACCGACAAGUGGUACGGUAGCUGUGAAGUUCAACGAAAAGGCCACAACCGUCGUUGGUCAGACUAUCAAGAUCGCAGGCUCAAUCUCCCAGCUCGGCAGCUGGGACACGUCGAAGGCUGUAGCACUCUCAGCAUCUCAGUAUACCUCCUCCAACCCGCUUUGGUCCACAACCAUCAACCUCCCAGCAGGUACAAGCUUCGAGUAUAAGUUUAUCCGGGUUGAGUCGAGCGGGUCGGUGACCUACGAGUCAGGUGACAAUAGGAAAUACACUGUCCCAGCGACAGGCUCGACUGCAACUGUCGAGACAACGUGGAAGUGAGGCAUUACGGAGUUAGUCUACGAGGCCACGCGAUGAUUGGACAAAUAGCUACAGCUUGAAGGAGAGUGGAACUUCUCAGGAGUUGUUCUCGUACUGCAUUGCCCAAGGUUGAUUAGCAAGCUUUCCACAUUGUAGGAACACAGUGCCCAGGUGUGCGACGGAGCAGGUAGCAGCACAUGACAGCGCAUGGCGGCACGCGGCCCUUGUCUCGGCAAUCAUAACUGUAUGUACG
Messenger RNA from Paraphaeosphaeria sporulosa, 1384 nucleotides. RefSeq lists its product as uncharacterized. Gene Ontology annotation, molecular function: starch binding. The coding region runs from base 1 to 1152 and encodes 383 amino acids. Lineage: Eukaryota; Fungi; Ascomycota; Dothideomycetes; Pleosporales; Didymosphaeriaceae. The transcript is spliced from 3 exons. The record is from RefSeq and is a predicted model, not a curated record.